Molecule: messenger RNA, 5439 nt
Organism: Sorex araneus (European shrew)
Lineage: Eukaryota; Metazoa; Chordata; Mammalia; Eulipotyphla; Soricidae
Gene: STON1
Product: stonin 1
Exons: 4
Coding region: 201-2333 (710 amino acids)
Biological process (GO): synaptic vesicle endocytosis; clathrin-dependent endocytosis; regulation of endocytosis
Cellular component (GO): AP-2 adaptor complex; synaptic vesicle
Molecular function (GO): clathrin-cargo adaptor activity
Source: RefSeq, a predicted model, not a curated record
GGGUUUGGAAAGCUUUUCCCUGAGGCCCGUACAGUCACUUUGGACCUUUGCACAAGCCGAGGUGACAUAUGUGGAGAAAAGCCUGCCCUGAACUGCUCAGGAAAAAAGCCCAGCGGAACAUUUUGUGCCAGGGACAGUGUACAGGACAGUGACGGUGACUAUCUCUGCUUCAGUGACCAGACCGCAAUCCCUCUGUGAAGAUGUGCUCCACGAACCCAGGCAACUGGGUCACCUUUGAUGACGACCCCGCCUUCCAGUCUUCUCCCAAGCCCCGGAGUCUCCCUCUGGAGAGUGCAGGCAUCUGUCGGCCCAACGGACUCAAGCUCAACCUCGCCGGCCCCCGGGAGCUGUCCAGCGGCGCGUCCUCGGCCAGCAGCACCCCGCUGCCCUCGCCCGUUGUGGACUUCUACUUCAGCCCAGGGCCGCCAAGUAACUCCCCCCUGUGCACACCCACCAGAGAGUUGCCGGGCUUCCCCGGCUUCCCCAAAGCGGGGACUCACACACUUUAUCCUAUUCCAGAAACAUCUACCAACAGCCCCCUCCCGCUGUGCUCACUGCCUGCCAAGCCCACAGGUGUGUCCCCCGCUCCUUUGCCUGGCGACCAUGCGGGCCCACAGACUCUUCCUAAGGUGGCCCCAGCCGUUGAAACACCCCCUCCCCAGGCCGAAAGUGAUGCCCCCCAGUUCCAGUAUUUCCGGGAGGACUGUGCGUUCUCCAGUCCAUUCUGGAAAGAGGAAGGCAGGAAGCCCCCAGCAUCAAGAGAGCGAGAGAUGCUCAUGGACCAGAAGAGCCUAAACCAGUGCUCGCUCAGCUACAUCUGCGAGAGGCUGGAGAACCUCCAGUCGGCCGAGAGCCAGGACUCCCUUGGGCACUUACCCGAGGCGUGUCUGGGUGCCGAGGGCCCGGCAUCUUCCUUUGUCCCCCAGGCGCUGUUCCGGAGUCGGCCCCACACGGGCUGGUCUUUCAUGCUGAGGAUUCCCGAGAAGAAGAACAUGAUGUCUUCCCGGCAGUGGGGACCGAUUUUUCUCCAAGUCUUACCUGGGGGGAUUUUGCAAAUGUAUUACGAGAAGGGGUUGGAAAAACCAUUCAAAGAAUUCCAGCUGGACCCACACUGCAGGCUCUCUGAGCCCAAAGUGGAAAACUUCAGCGUGGCAGGAAAGAUCCACACUGUGAAGAUCGAGCACGUGUCUUACACGGAGAGACGCAAGUACCACUCGAAGACGGAGCUGGUCCACGAGGCGGAUGUGGAGCAGAUGCUGAAGUUGGGGUCCCUGGAUUUCCAGGACUUCCUUGGCUUUCUUACCACCGUGGAGGAGGAGCUGGUGAGGAUGCCCGCCGUGGCGAAACCGAGAAAGAACUAUGAGGAGCAAGAAAUUUCACUUGAAAUCGUGGACAACUUUUGGGGCAGAAUCACCAAGGACGAGGGGAGGUGGGUGGAGAGUGCCGUGAUCACACACAUCUCCUGCCUCUGCUUUGUGAACGGGAGCGUGGAUUGCUUCCUGACCCUGAACGACCUGGAGCUGCAGAAGCGAGAUGAACGCUACUUUGAAAAGGACUCAGAGAAGGGGAUCAGUAUCCUCAACUAUCAUUUCCAUCACUGUGUCAGAGGGCAGGAGUUCGAACAAUCCAGGAUCAUCAAGUUUGCCCCCCUGGACGCCUGCCGCUUCGAGCUGAUGCGCUUCAAGACUGAAUACAACGGGGAAGAGCCCCCCUUCGCCCUCAAGUCGGUGGUAGUGGUGCAGGGGGCCUACGUGGAGCUCCAGGCCUUUGUCACUAUGUCCCCGUCGGCUCAGAGGCAUGUCGGCUCCCUGAGGUCCUGUGACAACAUCCAGAUACGCUUCCCUGUGCCUGCGCAGUGGGUCAAGCCCCUCUGGACCAUGAACCUCCAGCGGCAGAGAUCCCUCAAGGCCAAAAUGAAUCGCAGGGUGUGUCUGGGGAGCUUCCAGGAGCCGGAAUCUGAGCCUGUCAUCCAGGUCACCGUGGGCUCGGCCAAGUACGAGAGUGCCUACAGGGCUGUGGUGUGGAAGAUCGAGCGACUUCCCGACAAAAAUGCAGGUCCUGAUCAUCCUCAUUGUUUGUCCUACAAACUGGAACUUGGAUCAGACCAACAAAUACCAUUUGACUGGUACCCGUUUGCCACUGUCCAGUUUGUGAUGCUGGACACUUGCGUCUCGGGGACUGAGGUCCGGUCUCUGGGGGUGGAGAGUGAUGUCCAGCCACAGAAACAUGUCCAGCAACGAACUUGUUACAACAUCCAGGUUGAAAUAGAGAAGAAGUGGAUUAAAAUCGACGGUGAAGAUCCAGAGAAAGCGGGUGACUGCGUAACUCAGUAGGGGGAGAGCGGCCUGCCAGGAGAUGCGAUUCCGAAAUGCAGAGUCUUAUUUCUGACCGGUGGGUGCCCUCAGAGCAGCGGCCUUGGGACUGGCCCAGUGGCUCUUUCCUGAUGGUUAGGCCCGAGACCAAACAAUCUGCAUGUUUCUGACCAGCUGCUACCCGAGCGUUUUGAUCUAACUAGCCCAGGCUUUGCCUAAGGUUUUCACUUGGAACUCAAAGACACUGUUAUUUCUGUGUGCGGCCUGAUGGGCAGCGUGGAUGAACUGUAUUUGCCGUUGGAUUUCUCAGUGGUCAUCGAAGGAGACACCAGCCAAACACUUCAUUUUCCUCGGGGCUGGAGCGAUAGCACAGCGGGUAGGGCAUUUGUCUUGCACACAGCCAAUCCAGGUUCGAUUCCCAGCAUCCUAUAUGGUCCCCUGAGCACCACCAGGGUAAUUCCUGAGUGAAGAGCCAGGAGUAACCCCUGUGCAUCACUGGGUGAGACCCAAAAAGAAAAAUAAACAACCAAAACUCCCAAAAAACCAAAUACUUCAUUUCUUAGUCAUCGUGGAGACACGGCAAGUUGUAGGAUGUUGGCACCACAGGUUAAAAGGAAAAUCUGAAAAUGUCUGUGAUUUUGAGUUAUUUAUUUUUCUGCCUUCUUACCACAUUGGAAUUAAUUGUCAGCUCUAUUUGGUCCCAUUUUUUCCCCCUGUAUACCAUCAUUUUCCAAAUGUAUUUGUAUUCUGGUAUGUGCUGCAGGGCUAUUUCCCUUCAUAUGCAUAUUUUAGCGCAAGUCAUGAAAACACAUGGCCUUUUGCUUGGAGACUCCUUUCCAAAUGGAAUCCCUAGUUGAACACAAAAUUAAAAUAUUUAUGUACAUUAAAGAUGAAUUUUUUAAGUCCGUGGUAUUGUUUUCUAAAAGUUCUGACUCUAAAAAUGUAUGUGAUUAAGUAUUAUUUGUAAUGAAUGCCAGUAUCUUCUUGAGUAGAAGUAUUAAUCACAAUAUGAUUAUUUUAUGCUAGUUCUGCCAUUAUGCUGUUUAUGCUAAUUCUGCUUAAUUUAGAGUAUUUUUCUUUGAAAUAUCCUGAAAAACACAGGAUUAUUUUAUUUAGAUUUCCAAGAGAUGACACUUUUAUUCCUCACAAUUAGAUAAAUGUUUGGUUUCUAAUGAAAACUCAGUGGUUAGCAUUCCUAACCCUAUUUAAUUAUUUCCUUUUAGUAUUUAUGGUGAAGGAUCAGACUUUUAAAAUUUAUGAAAUCUAUUAUUCUAGGUGUUUUUUUUUUCAGUCUGAAAAACAAACUCUUCCAUGGGAUAUUAACACAUCUUCAAUUUAUGCUGAAUCUUAAAUAUGAUUUACAACUCUAGUAAGUAGGGUUAUUUUUCCCUCUAUUUACUAGAUUUGUUUUCAGUCCAAGCUGAUAAUAAUAAUGUUUUUCCAAACAGCACUUACUUGUAGGGUCACAGAGUUUGUCAUAUGUUUUAUUCGAUAUUAUAUCAUAUUCAUUUUAAUCUGCUCAAAACCAGAUUCAAACAAACAUUCAUGAUGUAUCAAUUGGCAGAUUUUAUUGCUUUUCAUUCUUUGCCAGAUAGGCAAAGGAUGUAAAAGUCGACUCUCAAAUUGGUGUUGCUCCUUUUGACUUUGCUCCAUGCUUAUAAUAUAUGCUCAACACUCCCUGUUGUUGCAGAGGAGGGCAGAGUUGUGAUUGCAUCUUUAACAGAAACAGCCAUCCACCUUUUGUGAUCAUCUGCUGAGGUACACUGGGGAGCGCUUCAGUGUGGAGGCGGGCUGAACCCCGUGCUCUGCGACCCCUCAGCAGAAAGCUGGGUUAAUUACAGCCGUUCCUUUCAAAUUUGUUUUAUGGCACCCUGCCCAUAAAGAACUCAGAGUUUAAUUCAGUAAAUUUAAUGAAUAUUAGCACCACGAAAUAAAGUCAACCAAGGGUUUACUUAAUCACCCCAGCCCUCCACCCCGCCCCCUGUUUCAUGGGGUGCCCAGGCUCUGUGAGCACCGUGAUUUACUCACCGGGUCCUCCAGCCUUCCUGAGCUUUCUAUUCAGGAAACAGAAUAACAAAAGACUGACUGACACCCAAAUUGAGUUUCUGCAAGCCAUGCAAAGGUUGAUCGCAUUAACAGUGGGAUGCUCCUGCAUAAUUGUUCAUUUGCACAUCUAUUAGGAUUCUUAAAUAUUCAUUACUCAGUGUUAAAUUAACAUUCUGUGUAUGGAGGAGAGGUUUUUUUUUUAUUACAAUUCUUCUGACCUCAGAAAUGGCAGGAGGUGAGGUGUAACUAGGGUGCUUUAAGUGAAAAAUCAGAUUUGGUCCUUUUAGACUUCUGAAAUAGAAGGUAGACUCGCCAUUGCUUGACAUCAAAGGAAGACUUUCCAAACAAUGUAACUGGCAGGCUAGAGAGAUAGCACCAGGGGAAAGGUGUUGGCCUUGCACACGACUGGUUUGACCCCUGGCACUGCCAGAAAGCACAGAGUCAGGAGCAAAACUUCAGCAGAGCUGCGUGUGUCCCCAAAUCCAAAACCAGUCUUCACCCCCACUCCAAAUCACUAACUAGCAAUACUGCUUUUACGUUUGAGAGGGGCAGAGAGAAGGGAGGGAAGGAUGAACCACUCCUUUCUAGCAUUUGAAUUAAGCGAUUUAGAUCAACCCUUCCUGGGUUUGAGCAUUUGAGGGUCUGGUUUGCUUGAGCAAUCGGUGACCAGUUCUGGUCUGAUUGCUUCCUGGUGGAAGAUGAUAUUAACUGUGGACAUGAAUUCUAGAUUUAAAGUUACUUACUGUUGUGUGGGUCUGAAUUUAAAGGCAUUUUCUUUUUCUAUGGUGAUAGAAAUAGUUUAUCAAUUGAAGAUUCUAAUGACUGGAAUUUUUUAUUUGUAUAUGAAACAAGUUUGAGGGUUUUAAGUCCCUUGGUUCUGGAGCUAUUUUUUAAGAUACAUACAACCUUUUAUCUUAUGAAGUCAGAAACUUCUUUUAUAAUGACUUACUGUUUCUUACUAAAGAUAUUAUUUUAUGUCAUAUCAAUACAAAUAUAAACCAGGUUAAGCCUAAAUAAUCCUGUAACAAAAUAUUUUGUAGAGUGAUAUUGAUCUUUUUCAAAAUUAAAGAUUUAUUUCAAA